Condylostylus longicornis is the source of this 2933-nucleotide messenger RNA. Its product is annotated as glutamate receptor ionotropic, kainate 2-like. The transcript is spliced from 15 exons. The coding region runs from base 123 to 2837 and encodes 904 amino acids. NCBI's taxonomy places the organism in Eukaryota, Metazoa, Arthropoda, Insecta, Diptera, Dolichopodidae. Gene Ontology annotation, biological process: monoatomic ion transport; synaptic transmission, glutamatergic; modulation of chemical synaptic transmission. Gene Ontology annotation, molecular function: glutamate-gated receptor activity; transmitter-gated monoatomic ion channel activity involved in regulation of postsynaptic membrane potential. The record is from RefSeq and is a predicted model, not a curated record. Gene Ontology annotation, cellular component: postsynaptic membrane; plasma membrane.
CGACUUGCGCUGCUUAGGAAUAAUUUAUUUUCUUCUUGUUAUUUUUUCUUUUCGUAUAAACUUUAUGUGACAUUUAAAAUAAUUUUUUUUUUCUAUUUUUUUUUUAUGAUUUUCAAAAGAAAAUGUCGAAAUUUUGGUUGGUUGUAUUAAUACCGAUUUUAUUAUUAAUUCAAAUAUGUUCAACAUCUCCUAAAAUUAUCAAAAUUGGAGUAAUAUUUUUUCCUGGAGAAGAUGAUUUGGAAUUAGCAUUUAAUACAUCAGUUAGUAAUAGUAAUAGAAAAUUUUAUAAUAUGAAAAUAGUACCAAUUAUACGUUAUAUACCAGCAGAUGACAGUAUAAUAUUAGAAAAAUUAACAUGCGACCUAAUAUCUAGUGGUACUAUGGCUAUUUUUGGACCGAGUUCAGAAGCGUCCAGUGAUAUUGUGGAGGCAAUAUGUAAUAUGGCUGGUAUUCCUCAUUUAAAAUAUGAUUGGGGUCACGAGACAUCAUUAGCAGAGAAAAGUUUCCAUAAAAUGACUGUUAAUGUUUUUCCAAGUAUGCAAACUAUAUCUAAAGCCUAUGCUGAUAUUAUGACCAAUUAUGGAUGGAAACAAUUUACAAUAGUUUAUGAGGAUGAUAUAACUUUACUAAAACUACAAGAUGUCCUCCAACUGAACGCAAUUCACAGAGGUGGCAUUAGAACCUAUAAAUUUGACCGAAGUGAACCAUUUGGAACAAUUUGGAAAAAAUCAUUUUAUGAUCAAGAUACUAAAAUAGUUUUGGAUUGCUCCCCUGAUAUAAUUAAAAAAGUUUUAGAAAGCGCAAUCGAAUUUAACAUGACUGAACAGUUUAAAAGUUUUUUACUGACAGAUUUAGAUACAUUUACGGUUGACCUAAGAGAAUUUGUAACUAAAAUUCGUGGCAACAUUACAGCGCUUCAAUUAAGUAUGAAUGAAAAUAUUGAUUCAGUGCCGGAGGGUCGAUUAAAAACAGUGAUUAUAUACGAUGCGGUGCAAUUGUUUGCUAAUGCUUUGCAAUAUAUUGUACGAUAUCAGAAUCUUCAAUUUUAUGAGCCCCGUUUUAGAUGUGAUAUGACAAGAGUAACACCAUGGGAUAUGGGACCCCAAAUUGUUAGCAUAAUGAAAAGAGCUGAAAAUGUUGAAGAUGAUGAAUUGACUUUUAUUAGUAAAGGAAUGGAGUUUGAUGAAUUUGGUGAACGAAAUAAUUUCUUUAUUGACAUUUAUCGUCCAAUGAGGCAUAUUACCUUAGCGGUGUGGGAACCUAGCGAAGGCAAAAUCGGUAAAUUAGAAGCGCUAAAAUCAAAAAAAGCAUUUGCAGAAGAUGUUCAAGACGCGUCAGAAACAAAACCACAUUACAGAGUUGCUUCACGUAUUGGAGAACCAUAUUUAAUGGAGAGAAAAUCUUUAAUCGAAGGUGAAAUUUUGCAAGGGAAUGCCAGAUAUGAAGGGUAUGCUCUUGAUUUAAUUUAUAAAUUAUCUCAACAACUUGAUUUCGAUUUUACUAUCGAAGUUGUUCCCGACAAUAAAUAUGGUAAUUUAGAUCCAAAUACUAAAGAAUGGAAUGGUAUAAUAAGAGCCUUAAUUGAUAGGAAAGCAGAUAUCGGGAUAUGUGAUUUAACCAUAACACAUGAAAGACGACAAGCUGUAGAUUUUACAGUACCAUUUAUGCAGUUGGGUAUUAGUAUUCUAUAUUAUAAAGAACCUCCACCUGAUCCAGAUUUGUUUUCAUUUUUGAAACCUUUUGCGUUAGAAGUUUGGGUAUAUAUGGCAACAGCUUAUUUGAUAAUAUCGAUUUUACUUUUCUUACUAGCGAGAAUUGCCGCAGAUGAAUACGAAAAUCCACAUCCAUGCAAUCCAAAUCCAGAAGAAUUAGAAAAUAAAUGGAGUCUUACAAAUACAACCUGGUUGACUAUGGGAUCAAUUAUGGGUCAAGGUUGUGAUAUUUUGCCAAAAACUGGACCUAUGAGAAUUAUGAAUGGUUUGUGGUAUUUCUUCGCAUUGAUGAUGCUCAAUUCCUAUACAGCUAACUUGGCUGCUUUUUUAACUUCUUCAAGACAACAGAGCUCAAUCGGAUCAAUAAACGACCUGGCACAACAGAAUAAAAUUCAUUUUGGAACUGUAGAAGGCGGUAGUACUUCUAAUUUUUUCAAAGAAUCAAAUGAUUCAAUAUAUCGUUUGGCUUGGUCUAAAAUGAUUCAAGCAAAACCUACAGUAUUUACAAAAAGUAAUGUGGAAGGUUUGGAUCGUAUAAAAAAAAGUAAAGGACUUUAUGCAUUUUUAAUGGAGACAACCAGCUUAGAGUUUAUAACAGAAAGAAAUUGUGAUGUUACGCAGAUUGGUGAACAGAUUGGUGAAAAACACUAUGGAAUAGCUGUUCCUCUUGGUGCAGAAUAUCGAUCAAAUUUAAGUGUAGCUAUUUUAAAAUUAAGUGAAAAAGGUGAAAUGUUUGCAUUGAAAAAGAAAUGGUGGAAAGGACAUAAUGUAACAUGUGAAAAAUUUGAUGCUGGUGGGAAUAAUGAAUUAACACUUGCAAAUGUUGGUGGUGUUUUCCUUGUAUUAAGUGGUGGUCUAUUUACAUCUUAUAUAAUUGGUAUUUUUGAGUUUUUAAUGCACGUUCAUAAAGUUGCUGUUGAGAAUAAGAUGACACCCGUUGAUGCUUUUAAACAAGAAUUUUCAUUUGCUAUUAAAUUCUGGGUACAACGAAAACCAGUAAUGAAUUCAGAAAGUUUAUCAGGUUCAAAUAGUUCAGUUGAGUCUGAUGAAACUACUGCCACAUCUAAAGCAUUAGCUGAAACAUCAAAAUCUAAGAAGAGUCUUAGUAAAUCAACUGCUAGCUGAUUUCAGUACAAAAUUUCUCUAAUCUAUUAUUUGAAGGAAAAUAUUAUAUAAUACAUUAUUUAUUAUAGCAGUUAAUGUAACUAAGUUUGCAUAACA